This is a messenger RNA of Cydia amplana, 820 nucleotides long. RefSeq names its product transmembrane protease serine 11D-like. NCBI's taxonomy places the organism in Eukaryota, Metazoa, Arthropoda, Insecta, Lepidoptera, Tortricidae. The transcript is spliced from 8 exons. Gene Ontology annotation, biological process: proteolysis. Gene Ontology annotation, molecular function: serine-type endopeptidase activity. The record is from RefSeq and is a predicted model, not a curated record. Bases 56 to 820 code for a protein of 254 amino acids.
UGAUAUUAGUGAUAGUUUAAUUAACAUUUCAGUCGCACUAUAGCUGGACAUCAAGAUGAAACUCGCUCUAGUUUUGCUUUGUGUCGUUGCGGCUGUUCAGGCCCGCAGCACCGCUGUCAAAGUGAGACACCACCAGCAGUCAUUAGCGGCUCUGGGCGAGAAACCAUGGGUGGUCCACCUUCGCCAGGCCAUUUCCACCAGUGGUUUCCUCGAGUCUUGCCUCGGCGCGCUUAUUGACCGCAGCUGGGUUCUCACCAGCGCGCACUGUGUUAGAGAUCCCCGUUUCAUCUGGGCGCGCUUCGGCGCCGUGGAGGUGAUCCGGCCCGAGCUGGUACUCGAGACCACCAACGUGAUACGCAACGCCGACUGGAACCCGCUGACCCAAGAUAACAACGUCGCUCUGAUCAACCUUAACCGCGUCAUCGACCUCACCUCAAACAUCGGCGUGAUCCCGCUGCCCGCCGCUAACAGCGGCCUACCCGACCGUGCCAACUACUGCGCCUACGGAGAGUCCAGCCCCGACACCGCUGGUGAAUUCCUCCGCUGCUGGGACGUGACCAUCGUCGUAGAAAACCAGCAAGUCGUCAUCUAUGAAGGCGAGGAUAUCUCCGCUACUGAGUUCGAUACCGGCGCUCCUCUUGUCGGCGAUGGAGUGCUGGUCGGCGUGCUUUCUCAGAAGGGAGAAUUCCGUGACGAAGCUGUAUUCAUCCGCACCAGCGCCCAAGUGAACUGGGUCGCCGGCAUGACCGGGCUGGACUUCAGCCGCGCCGCUCCCGAGCAGGAACGCCAGGACGUCAUCGUGGUCAAUGACCUCAACUAA